This is a messenger RNA of Stylonychia lemnae, 885 nucleotides long. Lineage: Eukaryota; Ciliophora; Spirotrichea; Sporadotrichida; Oxytrichidae. The record is from the annotation of a GenBank genome assembly.
AUGGAAAAAUCAAAAAAGCAACAAAGCAAAUAGAUCGAUGAUAAAUCUAAGAAAAUCAAAAAAGAUAAAAAAUAGCAGAAGGAUCAUGAGCCUAAAGGCAAACAAUAAAAUGCUUAGACUGGAAAUAGACCUAAAACAAACCCACUAGAUAAAUAGGGGAGAUUUUAACAAAUGAAAGAAAAGAAGAAGACUAAGUUUUAGCUAUUUAAGGAUCGAGUUACGGACAAGGGUGAUGUUUAAUAGGUAGCUGACUAUCUUAAUGCUGAGAUUUUAAGACAUAUUGCAUAUACUAGAGUAAAGAAGUCCAAUGAUGAAAAGGUGAUUAGUGCUAUUGAUAAAUUUGAAAGCAAGGACACUCCUGAGUUGUUUAACCAGGAAAAUGUUGAUUAAUUCCAUGAGGGUAGAAGUAUAGCUGAGACAUCUAAAAGAUUAGUAUAGGAAUUGAGAAAACUCAAAAUAUUCUCAGAAAAGCUGAAUAAUCCAUAGAUUAUGAUUUUAACUCCAGAUACCUAGGUAGUUGUUGAUUUAUAUAAGGAACUUAAGAAUAUAUAUCAAGCAGAUACUCACCCAAUUAAAGUCAGAGUACAAAAGCUAUUUGCUAAGCACAUCACAGUUGAAGAACAUGAGAAGCUAUUAAAUGCUGAAAAUAAGGGGAGUGUGGUUAAUCUCUAUAUUGGAACUCCAAACAGAGUGAAAAAGCUAGCUGAAAAGGGAGCCAUGAAAUUAAAGAAAUCCAACUUUAAGCAUCUUGUGAUUGACUCACAUUUAAAUGUUAAAAACCAGAGCUUAUUCGAUAUAUUUGAAACGAGAGAUGAUACUUUUGACCUACUUAUUCUUUCUUAGAAAUAAUUGAUGAAGGCCAAUCUAAAAGUGUCAAUAAUUUGA